UUAGAAACAAAAUUGAUAGGAAAAUCGUAUCAUCAAUGUACCAUUCAAAAGUCAAAUUGACAGACAGACAGAAAUGAAUGACACUAGCAAAAAAUCGAUCACCUCCGAAAGCAAACUCUCGGAGUACGACCGAGACCCCGAUUUCCACAAGGGCACAUCAAAGUUCGAGUUCCCCAACGGGGAUAGAUACGAUGGGGAGUAUUGCGCGCACCGCAGCGGGGUGGUGUGGCGUGAAGGGAUGGGGACAUACACCACCAAGGACGGACAAAUGUACAAGGGGAAGUGGAUGGACGACAAAUUGGUGGAGACAGAAGAAGUGGAAAUUUCUUUCACAGAGGAUUUCCAAUACUACGGCAACCUGAGCAACAACAAACUGAACGGCCCAGCCCUCUACAGUUUCCACAAAAACAUGAACCUGCUCUGCGAUUUCUCAGAAAACAAGCCCAUCGGGAAUCUCCUGAUCCUAGACAAAAAAGGAAGAGAAUGGAGAGGAAAGGCGUUAGAUGCAAGCGCUCUGUUCUUACCCGAACACAUAUAUUUCAAGUCGAUUCCCAGGGAUUACGGAAGAGGCAGGCCAAGGGAAAGGGAAACACCACAAAAACAAAGAGAGCAGCUCGUCGACCGAGUCAAAGAAAAGUCGGAAAAAGCCGCCAUCGAUGACGUCAACAAAGAAAAAUUGAGAGAGCUCGAAAUGAAGAUUUUCGCGAAAACUAAGAAGACAGUCUCAGAUCUGAAGUUCGAACAGUCCGAUUGGUAUCAACAAUACCAGAAUUUCAAGAGAAUCUACAAUGAAAUGCAGGAAAUCGUCAAAGAGACCGGGGAAGAAUCACUGAAUGAUUCCCAGAAGGAAUGGUUCAGAAAGUACGAGGAGUUCAAGAAGAAAUACUUGGAAAUAAUGGCAGGCAGGAAGCACAAAGAGAAAAAUUUAUCGGAAUACAAACUUUUUGAGCUUUUCAAUAGCGACGAGUACCAAAAUAGUUGUCCCCCAGUGAGCGUAUUCUAUCCAACAAGAAAAUCAGAAGAACAAUUUGAGAAAAAACAAGACGAAUCUAUGGAUCACAAGGUGGAAUUUUCGAAAACUCAAACAUAAUGUAGUGAACAUAUAAUCAGGCAAAUGGAUAUUUGAAUAGAUGAGUUCAGCUCUGAGAGAAGAACAUGUCUACUCUCAUUAACUUAAAAUAAUGAAAAAAAAAUGGGAAGAAAUGGAGAAGACCACCAGGUAAUCCAAAGAUCUGUCAAGCUGUGAGCUGGUUGACACACAAUGAUAUUAUUGAUUGUUGAUAAAUUGUUUUUGUAUGCGAAUUUUUAUUGAUAUCAGAUUUUAUUGAUGGUACUAACCAGGUGUGAUAUUGAUUCUAACCUAUGUUGGAUUGCCUAAUGGCCUUCUU
This is a messenger RNA of Phaedon cochleariae (mustard beetle), 1388 nucleotides long. NCBI's taxonomy places the organism in Eukaryota, Metazoa, Arthropoda, Insecta, Coleoptera, Chrysomelidae. The record is from the annotation of a GenBank genome assembly.